GCGCUCAGCGCUGCACGGCGCCUUGCGGAAAAUCCGCGAGGCGCUGCGGCCGCAUCGCUGCAGGCGGCGGCACGGGCAUUCAGUUCUGCAGGAGAGCAUGCUCUCGCAUCGGAGCUGCUUCUUUCUCUCCGCGACGGCGGCGUAGACCGUGAG
Molecule: messenger RNA, 153 nt
Organism: Symbiodinium sp. CCMP2456
Lineage: Eukaryota; Dinophyceae; Suessiales; Symbiodiniaceae
Source: the annotation of a GenBank genome assembly